Messenger RNA from Grosmannia clavigera kw1407, 1260 nucleotides. Its product is annotated as small monomeric GTPase. The transcript has 2 exons. Gene Ontology annotation, cellular component: nucleus; fungal-type vacuole membrane; Gtr1-Gtr2 GTPase complex. The coding region runs from base 1 to 1260 and encodes 419 amino acids. NCBI's taxonomy places the organism in Eukaryota, Fungi, Ascomycota, Sordariomycetes, Ophiostomatales, Ophiostomataceae. Gene Ontology annotation, molecular function: GTPase activity; GTP binding. Gene Ontology annotation, biological process: cellular response to amino acid stimulus; cellular response to starvation; positive regulation of TOR signaling. The record is from RefSeq and is a predicted model, not a curated record.
AUGCCGGACAGCUCGGCCACCGGGCCGCCCACGACGUCGGCCCCGAUCUUUGGCAUCGACAUGCGCGGCGAGGUCAAGAAGCCCAAGAAGCGCAAGGUCCUGCUGAUGGGCAAGAGCGGGUCGGGCAAGUCGAGCAUGCGGUCCAUCAUCUUCAGCAGCUAUCUGGCCCGGGACACGCGGCGACUUGGUGCCACCAUCGACAUUGACCUCUCACAGGUCAAGUUUCUCGGCAACCUGACGCUCAACCUGUGGGACUGCGGCGGCCAGGAGGCGUUCACGGAAAACUACCUGUCGCAGCAGCGGCAGCACGUGUUCAGCAACGUCGGCGUGCUCAUCUACGUGUUUGACAUUGAGUCGCGCGACGUCGAGCGCGACCUGGCCACGUACGGCUCCGUCAUCACGGCCCUGACGCAGUACUCGUCGGGCGCCAAGGUGUUUGUGCUGAUCCACAAGAUGGACCUCGUCGUGGCGUCGUCGCGCGAGGCCGUCUUUGAGGAGCGCGUGCGGUUGGUCCGCCAGAAGACGGGCGAGUAUCUGCGCAACGUGGCCGAUAGCAGCAGCAGCAACAACAACGGCAACGGUCCCGGAGCAGACGGCUCCAACGGCGAUGGCGACGCGGCAGCCGACCUGCGACUGACACCGUUUGCCACCAGCAUCUGGGACCAGUCGCUCUACAAGGCGUGGGCCAGCAUCAUCCACGACCUGGUGCCGAAUCUGGCGCUGAUCGAGACAAAUCUCGGUCACCUUGGCCGCCUGGUCGAGGCUGAGGAGAUGCUCCUCUUCGAGCGCACCUCCUUCCUCGUCGUCUCGCACUGGAAUAGCGACGAGGGCGCGCGCAACCCGUGCGAAGACCGCUUCGAGCGCAUGAGCAACAUCCUCAAGAGCUUCAAGAGCUCACUUGCCCGCUAUACCGGCACGCCGCGCAACGCCGAGCAGUUCAACCUGUUUGAGCUCCGCUUCGGCCUGCGCUGCAAUCUCUUCAUCGGCAAGUUCACCACCAACACGUACAUCCUUGUCGUCCUGCCGCCCGGCGAGGCUCGCUUCAACGCUGCCCUGCUCAACACCCAAAUCGCCGCCAAGCAGUUUGAGUUCCUCGACGUCCCCGCCGGCCUCACAAAGGACUACAGCCAGACACAGCAGCAACAACAGCAACAGCAGCAACAACAACAACAACAACAACUGCAGCAUCGUCCACACCACGGCCAACAUCACAGCCAGCACCACGGAGAUCCCGCGCUGGGCUCAUCCGUCUAUGCCUGA